UCUUAGAAUGUAUGAAAGGGAUCCGGAAUAUGAUGAAGAAUUUGAAUGGGUCUGUCAAACCUAAAGCUCAACCUAGCUUUAGUGGAUUCAUUGUACCUUUGGAGAUUCUGGCUUAUGAGGCUAUUCCACAUCUUGGACUGAAAUAUAGAGUACCUGUACGUGCAGCAAAUGACUGUCCAAGGAUGUGCAAGCACAAGUUUAAAGAAUCUGCCAUGAAAGGUAUCCCUUUGGAAGAAAUAUAUCAAGAGCUUGGGACUAGCAAGGAUAUUGACAGCAUAUUGGUACCAGACCAAUAUGAAAAAUCUCUGUUGGCUGGAAUCAUUGAAGAUAAUGUUGAUGAUGGCCUAGGGCAGAUUGAUAUCAUUGUUGACAGUUGGAGAGAGCGUCUAGUAGAAAAGAAGAAAAAGAUAUGGUGGGAAGGAAUGUACCAGCUGGACCAGGCGUCCCGAGAGAUUGGUAAUAAGUUUCUUGAGAAUGAAGACCCUGAGCAACAAGCCCCUGAGCAAGAAGUCCCUGAGAAAGAGAGUUCUGAUAUUGCUAAAGUUGUUGCAUCUCUUGCCUCACUAACAGAGGUGGUGAACAAUGGCUUUCAUGCCAUUGAGGAGAAGUUUAGGGAUAUGGAGAUUAGAGUGAAGACUCUUGAAGUGUCUGUGGCAGCUCAGGGAUAUCAUAGUCCGGUGUUUCCGCCAUAUGGGUCGCCUCUGGAAACACAAUAUGGGACAAGAACUGAUUUUGAGGGUGGGCAGAUGAGUCAAACCAUGGAAUUGGUUUUGUAUAAUCCCAUUUCUCCAACUGUUCCAGAACAAGGUGAUGAGGAGGAGGAAAAGAAUGAGGAGGAGAAAAAGAAUGAGGAAGAGAUGAAAGGAAAAGAGAAGAAGAAGGGCAAGAAGACAAAGAGGAUGUUGCAGCAAGAGGGUGGACCUGUAAUAGCAACCGGACUGAAGCGAACAAGGGCAGCUUCCCAACAUAUUAAGACACCAUUUGUGGAAGUGCAGCCGAAGAGAAGGAGAAAAUUGUGUUUAGUCGGUACAACUGGUCAAGGCAGUACAACUGGUCAAGUCGGUACAACUUCGUGGUACAACUAUGUCAAAGCGAAGGCAACUUUUGAAAUAAAAUUGGUCAAAUACUUGUUAACCAUUUAG
Arabidopsis lyrata subsp. lyrata is the source of this 1142-nucleotide messenger RNA. RefSeq lists its product as uncharacterized. The coding region runs from base 12 to 1142 and encodes 376 amino acids. Lineage: Eukaryota; Viridiplantae; Streptophyta; Magnoliopsida; Brassicales; Brassicaceae. The record is from RefSeq and is a predicted model, not a curated record. The transcript has 5 exons.